This is a messenger RNA of Mesorhabditis spiculigera, 477 nucleotides long. The record is from the annotation of a GenBank genome assembly. Lineage: Eukaryota; Metazoa; Nematoda; Chromadorea; Rhabditida; Rhabditidae.
AUGGAGAACGGAUCCCUCCUGGUAAAACGCAUCGACGAGAGCCUGGUGAAAUUCUUUGCGCUGAAGAAGGCGGAGGACGCCGCCGCCGCGGAAAUGAUUACUCAGGAAUCGUGGAGCCUCUCGCUCGAGAAGCUAGUCGCCAUGAUGAGUCACGCAGCGGAAAGCAGCCUCCUGGAUGAAUGGAGGGCUGGAGACGCCGAAAGGGUCGCGCAAGGAGGAUACGCUUCUGCACCGGCGGCGCGCAUUCAGCGCGGCGGCAGAUCGGGUUGCCGGAAGGACGGGCUGCGCUGGCUCCUGGUGCAAGCCAGAUCGUCAGUUAUCACACCCGAACGCCCGUCCAAAACCCAACCAUCUCAGGCCUUUGUGCGUUCUGCGGCUUUCAAAAGAACUGGGGAAGCCAAGGAUUCAAGUCAGCCGCCGAGCGGAGCGAGCCAGGUCCUUGACCCGACAACUGAACGACACUCGUCUAAACGCCAC